AUGGCUGAUAAUAAGAUCGAAGAAGGCGACAAAGUUUCCUGGAGCUGGGGCGGCGCAAAUCCAGAUGGAACCGCUGCAGAAGUAAAGGCGGGUGAAGUCUCAGUUACUAGUCAUCGCGGAAAUGAAAUCAAGAAGACGGGGGAUGAGGAAAAUCCAGCAGUACACAUUGAGAGAAAUGGGAAUGACGUGGUGAAGUUGGCUAGUGAGUUGAACGUGAAGGAGAAGGUUGAAGAGAGUAAGGAGGGAGAGGAAACUAAGGAGGAAGAGAAAGCCAGUGAAUCAAAGGAGACUAAGGAGGAGACCAAUGCCGAGUCCAAGGAUGAAGAAAUGAAGGAUGAAACCAAUGGUGAAGUCAAGGCCGAGGAGAAAAAGGUCGAGGCCAAUGGUGAAUCGAAGGAUGAGGUCAAUGGUGAUUCCAAAGAUGAGACCAAUGGCGAAACAAAGAUCGAAGAAGAGAAGGCCGAGACCAAUGGUGAAUCUAAGGAUGAAGAGAUGAGAGAUGAAGUCAAUGUUACAGACGAAAAGGCUGAGUCCGAGGAGGAAAAUAAGAAGGAAGGGGACAUUGAGAUGAAGGAUGGUGAAGAUAAGGUUAAAGAAAAGACGACCGAAGAGAAGCCCGAGGAAAAGAAUGUCGAGGAGGACGAGAAGAAAGAUUCAAACAACAAAGAUAAACCAGAGAUUAAACCCAAGGCCGGCAACAAACGCAAGGCAGAUGAAUUGGACGAUGAAGCAGAGAGCUCAGAAGAGAACGGCACCAAAAAACAAAAGACCAACGCUACUUCUAAUGGCACUGCCAACGGUACUGAUUCAAAGAAGAAGCCUGGUAGACCAAAGGGUGCAUCCAAUGGAACACCUGCUAAAAGAGAAAAGAAACUUCCUGCUGUUGGUCAAGCUCAACGAAAGACAAGAAGUCAAGCACGCAAGGAAUCUGUUUAG
Botrytis porri is the source of this 936-nucleotide messenger RNA. RefSeq lists its product as uncharacterized. The transcript is spliced from 2 exons. NCBI's taxonomy places the organism in Eukaryota, Fungi, Ascomycota, Leotiomycetes, Helotiales, Sclerotiniaceae. The record is from RefSeq and is a predicted model, not a curated record. Bases 1 to 936 code for a protein of 311 amino acids.